This is a messenger RNA of Corvus hawaiiensis (hawaiian crow), 5541 nucleotides long. Its product is annotated as transmembrane protease serine 7-like. The record is from RefSeq and is a predicted model, not a curated record. Gene Ontology annotation, molecular function: protein binding; serine-type endopeptidase activity. Gene Ontology annotation, biological process: proteolysis. The transcript is spliced from 17 exons. Bases 1590 to 3932 code for a protein of 780 amino acids. NCBI's taxonomy places the organism in Eukaryota, Metazoa, Chordata, Aves, Passeriformes, Corvidae.
GUGAAAAAGGAGGAGCCUGUUCCUUGUGGUGGUUGUUCCAUGCAGGUGUCUGGAGACAUGGGGGGAGGUGCAAUAAUAAACUCCAUUUUCAAGGCACCAACUAAGUGCAGGUACACUCAUCUGUCAGGAAGCUGAAGAUACAAUUGAUCAUGUAAACAGAGAGCCUGAGGCUUACUCAUCAUUUCUUCUGAGAGGUGUACAGCCAAUACAGGAGUAACUGUGAAGCAGCAAUGAACUGUUUGCACUCUGGCAAAUACUACUUUCCCUGCUUCCUCCACCAAGAACAGCUGGCAGGGAGAAAGGGAGAAGAGACAUUGCCAAAAGUGAACUCAAUCCUUUCAAAUCCAUAGGGUCUUAAGUUUUGAAGGUCAGAAAUUCUGCUGCUAAAAGUGGUGAUUUGUUAGAUGCUUAUUCCUUCUCCAGCUUUCAUUUUAAUUAACUGCAUGAUUUGGAGCUACUAACUCUUUUAUUUCCUGCUAUCAUUUCUUUAUUUUCAAGUUCAUCCACCUAAGAAUUUGAAUUCUCUAGUUUCAGGCAACCUUAACAAGAUGAAUAAACAUGGUGAUGUGUGUUACUGCAAUGGUCUUGUCCUUGCCUAAAUAAAACUGAAAGGUCCUGAUACAAUUUUUAUGCAAAAGUGGGUUAGUUUCCUCAGGCUUUUUUCUAGGCUUUUUCUGUAUUUUUUUCUCUUUUCCAUGAAGGAAGGGGCAAAGUAUCAGUCAGCAGGUUGUGUGUGUAGCAGACAGGCUGUUGAAAAAAAGAGGACUUUAACAAAGCCAUCUGUCUGCAGCUGUAGUUUGAAUUUCUGAGCUGUGAGGAUUGCCUUCCAAUUAAUCCCUUUUGCAAUCUCUGUGUGAACUGUGUUGGGAUUUGUUUGUUCCCUUUGUAUUAUUUUUCUGGGGCUGAGAUUUCUUCGUCCCAUUUUGCUUUUCUAGGUUUUGUUCUUUGUGCUCUCUCUCUCUCAGCAUGUAUCACAUAUGUUAUUUCCCCACACUCAUCCUUGAUUUUCUUAUUUUACAUGCAGAAUAUGCUGAACUUGGUUUGCUGACUUAAAGCUGCUUUUCCUUUCAAACAGGAAAUGUGAACAUAAAUUGGUUUGGUAUUUAUUUACCACAUUUAUUCUGUGGUACCAUCUUGAAGCUGGAAAACAAAGGUGAUAUGUGGAAUUGAGCAUUUAUCCUCUCUUGUGGAUAUUUCUAUGGAUUCCAUGGGGUGUUUAUUAGAAGUUGCCUCAUUUAUAUUGCCCUGCGACCUUUUAUCUGUAAAUUGAUUGCAUGUCCUUUUCAUUGUGUCAUAAAUUAUUUCCCUACACUUGUAUUUCUGAAAGAAGUGAUCUAUUUUCAAAUGAUGGGAUCCAUAUCCUACUUAGCCAGUUAGGAAAACAAAGAGUUACAGUGAUGGUAACUUUUCCUGCCCACCAUCUUUGACUGCAGAUCAGCUGGCUCCAGCUUCAAGCAGUAUGGCAAAGGUGAAAUAAGAGAAGCCCUGUGUGUGUGGUGGGGAGAGCAGCUAUUCUGAGUUACAUAUAAGAAACAAGUUCAUUUAGGGGGUUGCUGCUAGAUUUGUCAAAAGGCAUUUGUCACGGCAUCAUGCUCCAGGCUUUUCCCUCCAGCCAGAUUUCUGUGUACAGCAUUACAGCUCCGGACUCUGAACAGGCUGCAGGGCAGGAAAGUCCGCGGGUUUGCUACUGCUCGUCCUACCAAGAAGACUUGUGCCGAAAGUAUCGUUCCUUCAAAUGGAUGAAGUUGUGUUUCUGGAGGAGAUGGCUUCUAGGAAUAUUACCUACAGUUUCUUUAACAGUUGCAGUAAUCGUGCUAGUCCGGCACUACUCACUCUCUCCAGCUUUUUCCUUUAUUUAUAUUGGUGGAAGUGUAGAAAUUCCUAAUUUGACUUAUACAAAUGACCUCAAUGAUCCAACAUCACAGAAAUUCCUCCUGCAAGCAAAAGCAGUCCAAAAUUAUUUGGCAGAAACAUAUGAAUCUUCCUUCUUGGGAAAGUACUACUUGAGGUCUGUAGUGGCUGCUUUCAGUGAAGGACAAUCUGGGCUGCGAGCUUACUUCUGGAAUACAUUCUGGGUACCACAAGAUAUGGUUGCUUCUCUUAAAAAAUUAACCCCCAUGGAACAAAAAGAAAUCUGUAAUAAAAAAGCAGCUCACUUGUUCAGUUCUGGGGAGGAGGAUUUUGAUCUUGUUACAAUGGAUCUUUUUGUUUCAGAUUCCACAGAAUAUGAUGUGAUGCUAAAAUCAGCAAUAUCCUUUGACCUGUAUGCCAAGCCAGGUAACAACAGGACUCUAACACUGAUGAAUCCCAAAAAGUCUUUUUAUCAAUGGAGGCUGCGAGUUCCCUCUAACUAUGUGGUGAGACUGGUAGUUGUCGCUUUGCGUGGUGUCACUCCAGAGAGCUGUGCAUCACACCACUUAUCAGCAUAUGAUUUCCUUCUUCCACUGCAGAACAAGAUCAUUACCAGAUGGUGUGAGCCUGGGGCCUGGACUCCUUCUGUUGUGCGUUUAACUUCAUCAAGCAAUGUAAUGUUGCUUACCUUCUCACUGGACCGAAGAGGAGAAAGCAACAUAUUAAAAGCUCACUUUCAAGCCGUUCCUAAAAUCAUAUGUGGUGGUCAUUAUAUUUCCUGGAAUGGGACGCUGAGUUCCCCUUAUUACCCAAGUUACUACCCACCAAACAUUGACUGCACCUGGAUCAUCAAGGCACCAUUACCUGGCUACAAGCUUUCACUAAAAAUCCUUGUAAUACAAAUUCAAGAAAAGUCUCCAGGGUCCAGUAAAUGUGAUAAAGACUGGUUAGAAAUUGAUGGAGUUAGAUACUGUAAAGCUGUUUCAGAAAACAACAGAAACAGAGAAUAUGGCUAUUCUGUUGCAAUCAACUUCCAUUCUGAUGAGCUGGUCACCCACAGAGGGUUUUAUAUUGAAUACAAAGCCUUCAGUGACACAGACCGUUGUUAUCCAGAACAAUUGAACUGUGGUGAUGGGAACUGUAAACAUCAGUAUAAGUCUUGUAAAGAUGAUGGCAGGUGUAGGCAGGACAGUGAUGAAAACAACUGCUCCUACAAAAGUUGCUCCCCUUAUGCAUACAAAUGCCUCAAUGGAAAAUGCCUGCUGAAACCAAAUCCUGAGUGUGAUGGGAAAAGAGACUGUACAAAUGGAUCUGAUGAAAUGAACUGUGCUUGUGGAAGACACCAGCUUAAGAAAAACAGAAUUGUUGGAGGUGAAGAUGCGAGAUCUGAAAAGUGGCCUUGGCAAGCAAGUUUACAGAUGGGAGCACAUGGCCACGUGUGUGGUGCAUCUGUGAUUUCCAACAGGUGGCUCAUAUCUGCUGCCCAUUGCUUCCUGGAUUCUGAUUCUGUGAGAUACUCUGUUCCGAUGCAAUGGAGGGCGUAUAUGGGCUCACAUACUAUUAAUGGAAAGAACAAUCGUGUAGCUAUGAGAUCAAUCAAAAGGAUUAUUGUCCACCCACAGUAUGACCAAUCUAUCUCAGACUAUGACAUUGCCCUGUUGGAAAUGGAGACGCCUGUACUCUUCAGUGAGCUGGUACAGCCCAUUUGUUUACCCAGCACCUCUAGAGUAUUUCUUUAUGGAACUGUCUGCUAUGUAACUGGCUGGGGAGCCAUAAAAGAAAAUAGUCAUCUUGCCAAAACACUGCAGGAAGCUCGAGUGAGAAUGAUUAACCAAAGUGUUUGCAACAAGCUCUAUGAUGAUCUUAUUACUUCACGUAUGCUGUGUGCUGGGAAUCUUAAUGGUGGCGUUGAUGCAUGCCAGGGAGAUUCUGGAGGUCCCUUGGCCUGCACAGGGAAGGGCAAUAGAUGGUACCUUGCUGGCAUUGUGAGCUGGGGUGAAGGGUGUGCUCGGCGCAAUCGUCCUGGUGUGUACACCAAGGUGACAGCACUUUAUGACUGGAUCCAUCAGAAGGCAAACUGAUGAGCCAAGGAGAAAAUGCAGAUCAUCUCUGUGUGAAAGCUGCUUCCUACUGUAGUCAAUUUGAUGAUACAACAUGAAAAUGCCAUUGACUGUUCCUUUGUGAAAGAUACACUUUUAAUGAAGAAACUAUCAUUUGCGGUUCACCUAGCAAUAACUGUUCAAUCUCAGAGGAACUUCAGAUUCCUUAUGGAUUCAUCUUCCUUAGGGCCAUUUGCAGAAACAGCACUGCCUUAAAAACAAGAUAAAAUGGAUUAGAACCUGUAACAAAAAUCCAGCCACACCUCAUUCAUAAACCUUCUCCUCUCCUUCCUUGUCCCUUGUUAUCUAUAUUUGUUUCCACAUGUGCAUAUCUGGAUAAAAAUGACCACAUGCCGUAUAUAUUCAACUCCUUAGGGAUGUUACAGGAUUCUAAACACAAAUAAUUAUUUCAUAGUUCUCAAAAAAAAGAAUAGUGUAUUGUGUAAAAAGCUGAGAUUAAUUCAUUCUAGUUACAUGCUACUGCAUGACUUUUACUUUCUGGGCUGUAACUUUUGGGAUCUCUACUGUGUUUUCUUAAAAAUACCAGAUAUGUAGCUCAAAAAUGUCAGGAUGCAAGAAAUUUUCAUUAAAGAACUGGAAAAGCAUAAUUUAGGUUCUUUGGGAUGAUGUCUAAAUAAAAGGAAGGAAUUAAUGUGUUGUAAUUCAUUAAACAAAAGGAAACUUUAAUGCUUUCUUACAGUCUCUUUAGAAUUUGAACUAACUGUAGAGUCUAAUGUUUGCAAUAUGUUACAGGUAUAUUUCUCCAGCUUUGGCUCUGGCAUGCAGUGUGAAUUUUUAGCAUGUUCCUGGUACGUUAGGGUUGUUUUUCCUGCUGUCCUUGGUCCACAGUAAGCAGAGUUUCAGGCUCAGGAAUUUUUUUGUUGUUGUUGUUGUUGUGUAUCUUUCUGGGCUGUGCCUACAAGGCCACACUAAAUUGAAAUGGACAUAAAAGGAAAAUGGAUUUAUGUGGUUGGAUGCAUCCUUGGGCUCAAAGAAAGUAAAAGAAGAAAUGACAGUAACAUUCCUUUAACCCUGGCAGUAAAUCUAGUUUUGAUAAUUUUAAUCUCCUGAUGAGCUUCUCACUCCAAAUCUAGCCAAUUUAAGGUUUCCAAAGCUGUUUAUGGGACUUCAGAAUACCAGUACUUAGCUUAAUAAAAGAAUUGUCUAGAUGGCCUUAAGACCAUUUAGAUGGUCUUUAAGUUGUGCUCAACAUUUGGAAGUGUUUAGCCUUCACCUUUAACAUAUAUAUUAAAAAACAAAGCUGGCAGUUUGAAUAGCUGUCAUUGCUGCCUACAAAGCACACUUACUCUGCAGUACAUAUGUGAUCUUUGUUUAAUGUUAGACCCAUCUUGGCAGUGUGUGGGGAAAAUGUUGAAAAGAACCAGCACUGUAAUCUGCAUGCAGUGAGGUUCCUCUUUCUAACACUGCAAUUGCUCUUCCUUCCUUUCUCGUGUUGGGCAUCUUGCCCUGGCUCAUGUCAAACUUACAGCAUGAGCUAUAUUCAAAGCCUGUAUGUUAGGAGGUUUGUUUCUUUAAUGGCUAGUCAAUUAUUCACAUCUUCCUUUUUAAUAAACAUGUGCUAAAGCUGCAA